Aureobasidium musti is the source of this 1050-nucleotide messenger RNA. The record is from the annotation of a GenBank genome assembly. Lineage: Eukaryota; Fungi; Ascomycota; Dothideomycetes; Dothideales; Saccotheciaceae.
AUGUCUAGCAGCAUGCAAGACGACGAGGCAAACCCCUCAAGAUCAUCCAUCAAUGUCUCCCAACCCAAACCCAACGUCUUCAAAACCGUAUGGCGCAACAACAAAGGCGUGUUUCUGAUUUUGCUCGCCCAAGCCACGGGGUCUACUAUGGAUGCCAUUGUCCGAUUUUUGCAACAGGGAGGACGUGGGAUGCAUCCUUUCCAGGUCAUUUUUGCGAGGAUGAGUAUUACGGCUUUGCUGAGUACUGUAUACAUGUGGUACACCAAAGUUCCUGAUUUUCCGCUGGGGGCACCUGCUGUUAGGGGUUGGUUGAUCUUGCGGGCAUUGGCUGGGUUCUUUGAUUCGGUACAUUAUUUGCCUCUGGCCGAAGCGACGGUCUUCCGCUUCUUGGUUCCUAUCAUUACAGCAUGGGCCUGUUCUGUCUUCCUCGGACAGUCAUUCAGCAGGACCGAGUUCUUAGCUGGAGUCAUCGCUUUACUAGGAGUAGUCAUUAUCGCCCACCCAGCAGCCAUCUUCGGCAGAGUAAACGACGACAUCAAGAUCCCUCACCAACCCAACAAGAUCGACAAAGUAUCAGCCUCACAACGUCUGCUUGCCAUUUUAGUUUCUGUGAUUGGAGUUUUGGGCGCUUCUGCCGCAUACACUUUAAUCCGCGUCAUUGGCUCUCGCGCCCAUGCCCUCAUCUCUGUAAACUACUUUGCUCUAAUCAGCAGUAUUGGCUCUGCAGGGUUUGUGUUGCAGUUCUUGCUUACUGCUGGUUUGCAGCUAGACAGAACUAGCAAGGCGACUAGUAUGUUGUAUACAGGCAUUUUGUUUGCGCUGGCUUUUGAUUGGGCCAUUUGGGGCGUUUUCCCGGGCUUUUGGUCUUGUGUUGGUGGUGCUGUUGUUAUUGCUAGUACGCUUUGGUCUGCGUUGCAGAAGUCCAAGGGGGCUUCUCAGAGUGCUGUGACUAAAAAGGAAGUUGUUGAUGAGGAGAGCGCUCUUCUCGGGGCGCAGACUGAGGGCAGUGAGGACGCAGCUCGGGCAGGAGCGACUCGAGACUCUGCUUGA